This is a messenger RNA of Camellia sinensis, 2688 nucleotides long. Lineage: Eukaryota; Viridiplantae; Streptophyta; Magnoliopsida; Ericales; Theaceae. The record is from RefSeq and is a predicted model, not a curated record.
AUUGUUUCUUUUGUUUAAUGUUGCAGUAGCCAGUUUUGUGGAGACAUUAGAAUGCAGUUAGAGAAUGAUUUUAUGAAAUGCCUCCAGGCUGAGGCUGCAGAUGGGGGUGAAGUGGUGGGAAUUAGACCAUUACCUUGGUACCCUGAGAAUCUUGCUUGGCAUUCAAAUUUUUCUCGCAUGCAGCUGAGGAAGAAUCAAACCCUUGAAAGGUUCCAUGAGUUCUUGAAGCUAGAAAAUGAAAUUGGAAACAUCACGAGACAGGAGGCUGUCAGCAUGGUACCACCACUAUUCUUGGAUGUACAUCCGGACCAUUUUGUUCUUGAUAUGUGUGCAGCUCCUGGUUCAAAAACAUUCCAAUUACUUGAGAUGAUAUACGAGUCAAUUGAGCCUGGGUCAUUACCUAGUGGAAUGGUGGUAGCAAAUGACGUUGAUGUCCAGAGAUGUAAUCUUCUUAUCCACCAGACAAAAAGAAUGUGCACUGCCAAUUUGAUAGUCACAAAUCAUGAAGCACAACACUUCCCCAGCUGUCACUUAAACAAGAAUUUUGCUAAUGCUUUGGAGAAUGGAGUUGCAAUGGAGCCAAGUGUAAGUCAGCUCCUAUUUGAUCGUGUCUUGUGUGAUGUUCCUUGCAGUGGAGAUGGUACUCUUCGCAAGGCUCCUGAUAUCUGGAGAAAAUGGAGUGUAGGAAUGGGCAAUGGAAUCCAUGGUCUACAAGUUCAGAUAGCAAUGCGAGGGAUAUCUUUGCUCAAAGUUGGUGGAAGAAUAGUUUACUCAACUUGCUCAAUGAAUCCAGUUGAAAAUGAAGCUGUGGUUGCUGAGAUUCUGCGGAGAUGUGGUGGGUCUGUUGAACUUCUUGAUGUCUCCAAUGAGCUCCCUCAGCUUGUUCGUAGGCCAGGUCUUAAAAAGUGGAAGGUUCGAGAUAAGGGUAUCUGGUUAGCUUCUUACAAAGAUGUCUCAAAGUUUCGUAGAUCAGGAAUCACUCCCAGUAUGUUUCCUUCUGGCAAAAGCUACAUGGACACUUCUGAAAAUGAUAAUCAUACAGACUUGGGAGAAAGGCAUGAUAAUGGUGGUGAUGAGAAUUCAGAAAAGAAGGAUCUUGAAGCUCUAACAGAUGUUCUGGACGAGGAAAUUUCAACUCUCCCUUUAGAACGUUGCAUGAGAAUAGUGCCUCAUGAUCAGAAUACUGGGGCAUUUUUUAUUGCUGUCCUUCACAAACUUUCCCCUUUGCCAGCUAUUCAGAAGAAACCUACCAGUCUGUAUGGCAAGUUGAAGUCGAAUAAUACUUCUCGACCUGAGAAAUUAGCAAAGGAUGUGAAAGAGGAUAUAAAUGGAGUGGAAUUUAAUUUGACAGAUGUUACAGAGGAGCAAUUACCAGAAGCAGUUUCUGAUGCAGAUUUACUGGCAGCUUCUGAUGCAGAUUUACUCGGUAAUGAACUGGAGGAAUCUGCUUUGGAUAUUGAUCCUAGCAAAAUGUGUGAUGAAAUUGAACUAAAGGGGAUCCAAGAUCCUGUUGAUAAAGAAACUGGUAUUGAGAAAGUUGGGGGGAAAAGAAAGUUACAGAGUCAAGGCAAGUGGAAAGGUGUCGACCCAGUUGUGUUCUUCUCGAAUAAUGACAUAGUGGAUAGUAUAACGACAUUCUAUGGUAUUGAUGAAUCCUUUCCAUUCAGUGGUCACCUUGUCACAAGAAACAGUGAUACCAACCAUGUGAAGAGAAUUUACUAUGUAUCAAAGUCUGUUAAAGACAUCCUUGAACUGAAUUUAAAAGGGGGGCAACAGCUGAAAAUAACUUCCAUUGGCCUGAAGAUGUUUGAACGGCAAUCGUCAAAAGAAGGUUCAUUGUCACCAUGUGCAUUCAGGAUAUCAUCUGAAGGAUUGCCACUGCUUCUUCCACAUAUAACCAAACAGAUCGUACAUGCAUCCCCGGUGGACUUCAAGCAUCUCUUGGAAUAUAAAACCAUUAAAUUUGCAGAUUUUGUCGAUGCUGAAUUUGGUGAAAAGGCUUCAAAACUGAUGUUAGGUUGUUGUGUGGUGGUCUUGCGUAAAGAUGGCGAAAGUUCAGCAGAUCCUCCUAAAGUGGAUGCUUCAACAAUAGCAAUUGGAUGCUGGAGAGGUAGGACCAAUGUAUCUGUGAUGGUAACAGCGAUUGACUGUCAGGAAAUGCUUGAAAGGCUGUCAAUGUGGAUGGAGACCAAAAAUGGCUCUGAAUUGCCAGAAACCAAGCCCUCUGAUGCUGAUCCUGAAGAACUCGGAACAAAUGAUGUUGAAUCUAAAGAAGAUGCUGAAACCAUCGAAAUGGCAACUGUUGGUUGAACCUGAAACAUUUCCAUUGGAGUUGGGACUUUCCAGGGAUCUCCCCCCUUAUAUUUUGUUGUGAUUUAAACCUCACAAAUUAGAACACUUAAUAUAGUUUAGUUUGACACCUUUAUAAUGAAUUGUAGUAUGUUUCCUUAGAAAAUGAAGUCAUCUUUACAAUGUUUGUUGCAAAGCAGGGUGUCUGCUCUAUUGAGAGCAUGAUCUUAUAUUCUGAUGGUCUGAUUAAAACACUGGGCAAAAAGCUGCGGCUUUAAAUUAUGGCAUCAUAAGAUGAGAGUCCUGCCUGUGUAUUCUGUAUUGAAAAAAAACGUUUUCAAUACAGAAUAUAUGCAUGUUCGCAUUUUUACAAUUGAAGAUACGGGUAUUUUUUUUGUA